GUGCCCCUCCUUCAACGGUUGUUUAUAGUUGCUAAGCAACUUCAUUAAACGUCACCUGUCGGGUGCACCACGUGUCCGCCUCGAGCCGCAGAGGUGUUUUAAUUACACUUUGAGGGAUUUCGACACCGUGUUUUGAACUAUUCUAGUAUUCAGCUGCUCUAAGUGGACUUCCACCGGUACGCGCACGUUAUUAGUUCACCGUCAGUCGGAUUUCCGGUUCCGACUUUGUUCAUGUAUUUAUAAAGCAGAAUUAAACAUGUCCCCCUGAUUCCACUCGUCACGCGCUGCACGCGCCGCCCGCCGCCGCCGUCGCCGCCGCCGUCGCCGCCGCCAUGGGGUCCGAGUCGGUGAAGGUGGUGGUCCGGUGCCGGCCCCUGAACGACCGGGAGCGCGCUCUGGGCUCCAACACGGUGCUGUCCAUGGACCUGCACCGCUGCCAGUGCUUCAUCUCGAGGCCCGGCGCGCGCGACGAGCCCCCGAAACAGUUCACCUUCGACGGCACCUACUUCACCGAGCAGCCCACCGAGCAGAUGUACAACGAGAUCGCCUACCCUCUGGUGGAGGGCGUCACUGAGGGCUACAAUGGAACAAUCUUCGCCUAUGGACAGACUGGAAGUGGGAAGUCUUUCACCAUGCAGGGAGUGUCCGAUCCUGCGGCCCAGAGGGGGGUCAUCCCGAGAGCCUUUGAGCACAUCUUUGAGAGUAUUCAGUGUGCAGAGAAUACCAAAUUCCUGGUGAGGGCCUCCUACCUGGAGAUUUACAAUGAAGAAAUCCGAGACCUUUUGGGUAGUGACACCAAGCAGAGGUUGGAGCUGAAGGAGCAUCCGGAGCGCGGGGUGUAUGUGCGGGACCUGUCCACGCACACGGUGCACAGUGUGGGGGAGUGCGAGAGGCUCAUCGAGGGCGGCUGGCGGAACCGAGCCGUGGGCUACACGCUGAUGAACAAGGACUCCUCGCGGUCCCACUCCAUCUUCACCAUCCAUCUGGAGAUCUGCAACACGGACGCAGAUGGCCAGGAUCGCCUCCGAGCCGCUAAGCUCAACCUCGUGGACCUGGCGGGAAGCGAGCGCCAGUCCAAGACCGGCGCCACCGGCGAGCGCCUCCGCGAGGCCACCAAGAUCAACCUCUCCCUCUCGGCGCUGGGCAACGUCAUCUCGGCGCUGGUGGACGGCCGCUCCAAAUACGUGCCCUACCGGGACUCCAAGCUGACCCGGCUGCUGCAGGACUCCCUGGGAGGGAACACGCGCACCCUGAUGAUCGCCUGCCUCUCGCCCUCGGACGACAAUUACGAGGAGAGCCUGAGCACGCUGCGCUACGCCAACCGGGCCAAGAGCAUCCAGAACCGGCCGCGCAUCAACGAGGACCCCAAGGAUGCUCUGCUGCGGGAGUUCCAGGAGGAGAUCAAGAAGCUGCGAGCCCUCGUCUCCGGCCAGCUGGGCGCCGCUGACCACGCGUCUCUGCUGGCCCGUCGGGCGUCCGAGGCGCCCCCCGCCCUUCCCUCAAGGCCGCAAUCCAGCAACGCGGAGAAGGAGAAGAUUAAAGAGGAGUACGAAGUGAGGCUGGCCACGCUGCAGGCCGAGUACGACGCGGAGCAGGAGUCCCGGGCCAAGCUGCAGGAGGACAUCGCCGCCCUGCGCUCCUCCUGCGACUCCACCCGCGAUCUGGAGACGGCCCGAGCCAGCAGGGGGCGCUCCGCCCCGCGGAGGGAACACCGGAGAGCGGCUCCCCAAGAACCCAUGAGCUCCAGCUGUGUGACGGAGGAUGCCGAGGGAGAGCUCCGCCCUCACGCCGAUCCCGUGGGCCUCGGUUCAGCUGGAGGAAGCCCCCUCACCGAGCCGGCUGGAGCAGAAGAAAACCCACAAGACCCAGACGGACACUCGCCUGGCGUCACCGCACCGCCUCCGGACCAGCAACACGUCCUGGAAAGACUGCAGCAGCUGGAGCAGGAAGUGGUCGGCGGAGAGCAGGUCAGGAACAACGAGCUGAAGCAGAGACAGAGGCAGAGGAGGAAGCUGGCCGACCAGAGGAAGGUCCACCUCGUCUGCGCUUUGUCGGAGGACGGCGAGGACAGCGAACAGGUGCUGCUGAACGUCUACAACUCCAUCCAGGAGGAGGUGCACGCCAAAAGCCAAAUUCUGGUCACGGUCCAGGGCAAGCUGAAAGCGGCCAAACUGGAGAUCCGUGACCUGCAGGCGGAGUUCGAGGUGGAGCGGGACGACUACCUGGCGACCAUCCGGCGGCUGGAGCGGGAGGGCCAGCUGCUGCACGGCCUGCUGGAGCGCAUGGCGCCCCUGGUGCGCCGCGACUGCAACUACAGCAACCUGGACCGCCUGAAGAAGGAGGCGGUGUGGGACGAGGACGGCGCCGCCUGGAGGCCGCCCGACGUCACGGUGCAGAAAACGACGCUGCCUUCAGCGGCGGCUCCGAAACCUUCAGCUAGCAGAGGAUCAGCCGGUGACUCUGGAGAGCUGUUCAUGCAGGUGGAGGAGGACCGGUACAAGGAGAUGCUGGACCGGAGCGACAGCGAGAACAUCGCCAGCAGCUACUUCAAGUCCAAGAGGGCGAGCCAGCUGCUCGGCCGCGAAGCGCCCAAAGGACACGGCGCCGUCCACGCUCCUCCCCCGGCCAACGGGACGGCCCACCUCUCUGCGAGCGGCGCCGCCAUGAACCCGCCCGUCCUCGCCGACGCCGUCCUGCCGCGCCCGUUCCGCCUGGAGUCGCUGGACGUGCCGCCGGCCAACGCCAAGGUGAGGCGCAAGAAAAGCAAAUCUCACAUCCAUAACGAGGGGAUUUGAGAAGACGCUUCCCCGUGUCACGGGGGUGGAGUUUUUCCCUGAGCCGAUGUGAGGUCAAAGGUCAGGGAUGUCGUAUGUGUACAGAUUGUAAAGCCCUCUGAGGCAAAUUUGUGGGAUUUGGGAUGUACAACAUGAAUUGAAUUGGCUGUCCUAACACAGCAUGACACCCUUGGAUUGUUUUGCACUGUACCUAAAAACUAACUCCAGAUUCUAUAAUAUUUAACUUUUGCCGUUGCUGAUUUGUAAACCGCCGCUCCAACCUGUUCCUCAUUUUAUCUUCUCACAUUCUUGCUGCUGAAUGGAUAAAUAAAAUGGUUUAAUAUAUACACAA
Messenger RNA from Pseudoliparis swirei, 3126 nucleotides. It is a transcript of the gene kif17, whose product is annotated as kinesin family member 17. Gene Ontology annotation, biological process: microtubule-based movement. Lineage: Eukaryota; Metazoa; Chordata; Actinopteri; Perciformes; Liparidae. The record is from RefSeq and is a predicted model, not a curated record. Gene Ontology annotation, molecular function: ATP binding; microtubule motor activity; microtubule binding.